AUGAUUAAACUAACUUUAAAAGAAGCAAUGAAGAUUGGAUUCAUUGGAGGUGGUAGACUAGCAUAUGCUUUAGCUAAUGGCUUCAUAUCAGCAGGAUUAGCAAAACCUGAUGAAAUUACAGCAAGUUGUCAUCCAUUGGAUAUUGCCAGCGCUGAAGCAUUUAAGGGUCUUGGAGCAACAGCCGUAUUCGAAAACAUACCUGUAGUGGAACGGUCAGAGGUUGUAAUCGUCUCAGUCAAACCGGAUGUUGUAGUGAAAGCUCUGUCAGAUGUCAAAAAUCUACCAGCUUCCAAGAAUAAGCUCUUCAUAUCUGUUGCUAUGGGAGUGUCUACAAAGACUAUUGAAAAUGCACUACCGCAAGAGGCCCGAGUGAUACGAGUAAUGCCCAAUACUCCAGCAUUAGUUAAAGAAGGGGCUGCAGCAUUAAGUCGAGGAUCUAAAGCCACAGAAGAGGAUGCUAAGAUUACAUCAGAACUGUUCAGAGCUGUAGGCACCUGUGAUGAAGUGCCCGAAUACCAGAUGGAUGCUGUAACUGCUUUAAGUGGUAGUGGACCGGCUUAUGUAUACAUGCUAAUAGAAUCGUUAGCGGAUGGCGGAGUCAGGUGUGGCUUGCCUCGGGACUUGGCGCUUCGAUUGGCGACGCAGACGACCUUAGGUGCAGCCGCGAUGCUACGUACCGGCGGCCAUCCUGCUGCUAUGAAAGAUAAUGUGACAUCUCCAGCCGGAUCCACUGCUGAGGGAACUUAUCAUUUGGAACAAAAUGGCUUUAGAUCAGCAAUUAUAGGCGCUGUGAUGGCAGCCUCAAAUAGAUGUAAGGUUGUCAAUGACCAACUCAACCAA
Messenger RNA from Brenthis ino (lesser marbled fritillary), 840 nucleotides. Lineage: Eukaryota; Metazoa; Arthropoda; Insecta; Lepidoptera; Nymphalidae. The record is from the annotation of a GenBank genome assembly.